Drosophila persimilis is the source of this 873-nucleotide messenger RNA. RefSeq names its product prolyl 4-hydroxylase subunit alpha-1. Gene Ontology annotation, molecular function: protein binding; L-ascorbic acid binding; procollagen-proline 4-dioxygenase activity. The coding region runs from base 7 to 765 and encodes 252 amino acids. Lineage: Eukaryota; Metazoa; Arthropoda; Insecta; Diptera; Drosophilidae. The transcript has 5 exons. Gene Ontology annotation, biological process: peptidyl-proline hydroxylation to 4-hydroxy-L-proline. Gene Ontology annotation, cellular component: endoplasmic reticulum. The record is from RefSeq and is a predicted model, not a curated record.
UUCAAAAUGAGAAGAUUGAAGUGCUUCCUGUGCUUGAUCUACCUUUGGUUUCCCGGUGCGACCUUAAGGCAGCUAAACAAGAACUAUGCCAUGUCCAUAUACGAUCUGGGAGAGCUACUGACCCACAAUAAAGUGCUGGUCAACCACCUAGAGGCCUACGCGGAUAAGUUGCAGCAGAGGGUGGACCUUAUAGACAGUUAUGUUGAGAUCAUGAAAGAGAAGAUAGCUCGCGCACAAAGGAUGGAUCACGACCCUCCGUCUAGUUUUUCCUUCAUGCGACACAUGCAAUUCGAUUGGCCCAACAUUCUGUGGUAUCUGGAGCAGCAGCCUGGUGAAGCUCAAGCUACAGGUAUAAGCCUUCUUCACUCUGAUUUACCGACUACCAAGGAUUUGGAGGAAACCCUUAAUGGGCUGUGGCGCAUUCAGACCAUUUACAAUCUAAAUGGCUCUGAUAUGGCCAAGGGACUCCUGAUGGGAGUGCAGCACAAUUACUCCACCACCCCAUUUGAGGGCUAUACCAUCGCCAAGUAUUUGGCGAAAUGGGGGGACUAUGCCAAGGCAAAAGAUUGGAUCUCUGUGUCCCUGGAUCUAUACCAGGCGGAUGAGGAUUACUGGGAUUUGUAUGAACAGCAGGGACUGUCUGCGGAAAACCUGUAUGAACUGUAUGUUAAGGUUUUAAAUAACUUGAGCGAGGACAAGGAAAGGCCUCUUUCCACGAUGAUUGAGGCAUCCAAAGAACCACAACUUGAAGCGGGCUCUCACUAGGCUGGAAAUGAGCUAUCGCAUUGGGGAAGAGCCCCAGGAACAGGAGUCUGAAGACCAGGAUGACUUCCUGGACUGCUGCUCUAGAGAGUGCCGCCGAGGAUCCCGACU